Molecule: messenger RNA, 568 nt
Organism: Penaeus chinensis
Lineage: Eukaryota; Metazoa; Arthropoda; Malacostraca; Decapoda; Penaeidae
Product: prolow-density lipoprotein receptor-related protein 1-like
Molecular function (GO): protein binding; calcium ion binding
Source: RefSeq, a predicted model, not a curated record
GGCGGGGGCUCCUCCGAGCGCUGGCAGUUGUGAUGGAGAUGGCAGUGCUGGCGGAGGUGGCGGCGGGCGGAUGAGGCAGGAUCACGCCAUGUGCCUUCUCUCGCUGCGCUGACUCUAAAAUGAGAAGAGAAAAGAGAUUGUUGUGCCAGACGACCCAACGCGUGUGACAAGCCUCGCCCAGCCGUGUCGUCGAGAGUGAGUGUGAGAAAAAGGACUCGCGGGAAUUAACAGCUUAAUAAAUAAAAUAAAAAAAAACAGCAACCAAAACGAACAUUUUUGGCGGGAAUCAACCGAUUUCUAGAAAAGAGGAAAAGAAGAAGAAAAAACGAACACUUUUGGCGGGAAUCAACAGCCUACCAAAACCGAAAGAGAAAAAAAAACACUUUUGGCGGGCCGAGAGACAGACAGACACACCGAGGCAGACAUGUGAUGCCAUCAGCCGCGGACGCACGCCCAAGCACGAUGUCCAGAGGCGUGGUUUCGUCGGCGUCGUGGGCGGAGCUGGUGGGCGUGGUCUUGGUGGCCCUCCUGCUCGCCCGCCAGACGCACUCGGAUGGCCACGUCGUAG